This is a messenger RNA of Annulohypoxylon truncatum, 1656 nucleotides long. Its product is annotated as GroES-like protein. Gene Ontology annotation, biological process: alcohol metabolic process. The transcript is spliced from 2 exons. Bases 182 to 1267 code for a protein of 361 amino acids. Lineage: Eukaryota; Fungi; Ascomycota; Sordariomycetes; Xylariales; Hypoxylaceae. The record is from RefSeq and is a predicted model, not a curated record. Gene Ontology annotation, molecular function: zinc ion binding; alcohol dehydrogenase (NADP+) activity.
AAGAAGGUGGGGGAGUUGAAUGUCGCUUUCAUACACGCACACAUAUAUGGAUACAUUCCACCACACAUAACCCCUCCUACAUAUGUAGAUACCUAGAAUUCAUACACUUUCAUACAAAGUGUAACGUACUUAAUCCUAACCUCUACAUAUCAUAUCUGUAAUAAUAGGCGUAUCAUAAAGUAUGUCCAAAUACGACCAGUACGAGGGCUUCCAGGUCGAGUCGCCCGCGACCUGGACGACGUUCAAGAAGAACAAGUUCGUCACGAAGCCGUUCGGCGACCACGACGUCGAGGUCAAGAUCGAGUGCUGCGGCGUGUGCGCCAGCGACAUCCACACCAUCACCGGCGGCUGGGGCGACCAGAAGUUCCCGCUCGCCGUCGGCCACGAGAUCGUCGGCAAGGCCAUAAGGGUCGGGCCCAAGGUCACCCUCAUCAAGGAGGGCGAGCGCGUCGGCGUCGGCGCCCAGUCCUGGUCCUGCUUGGAGUGCCGCCAGUGCAAGAACGACAACGAGACCUACUGCACCCAGCAGGUCGACACCUACGGCGCCGUCUGGCCGGAUACCGGGAUCGUCACCCAGGGCGGGUAUUCCUCGCACGUGAGGACGCAUGAGCAUUGGGUCUUCCCCAUCCCCGACGCCCUCCCCAGCCACCUCGCCGCGCCAAUGCUCUGCGCGGGGAUAACGAGCUACAGCCCGCUGGUGCGCAACGGCGCGGGCCCCGGCAAGAAGGUCGCCGUCGUCGGGCUCGGCGGGCUGGGCCACUUCGCCGUGCUGUUCGCCAAGGCGCUGGGGGCCGAGACCUGGGUGAUCUCGCGGUCGCACAGCAAGGAGGCGGACGCGAAGGCCAUGGGCGCCGACGGCUUCCUGGCGACCGCCGACAAGAACUGGAACAAGGCGCACCUGUACACCUUCGACCUGAUCAUCAGCACGGCCAACAACUUCGGCGAAGGGUUCGACCUCAGCGGCUACCUCGCCCUGCUCGACGUGCACGGCCGCUGGGUCAGCGUCGGCCUGCCCGAGGAGGCGAACCUGAACAUCAAGCCCCAGGACCUGAUUGCGAACGGCUGUCUUAUCGGCGCCUCGCACCUGGGCAGCAGGCGCGAGAUGCUGGAGAUGCUGCAGCUCGCCGCCGACAAGGGCAUCAAGUCCUGGGUCGAGACCGUGCCGAUCAGCGCGGAGAACUUGGGAAAGACGGUCCAGAGGCUGAAGAAGACGGAUGUCAAGUAUCGGUUUACGAUGGUGGAUUAUGAUAAGGCUUUUGGUGCGUGAGGGGAAAAGGGAGGGGCGAGGAAGUGAGGAUAGGAGAAAAUUAGAAGCGGGCAUUCGGAUACCAAUAGUAUGUUGGGCAUAGUUGGGUACUAGGUAGUUAGGUCCUGCAUCUGUUCCGGAGUCUGGGAGAUGCUGCAAUAGAGAGAGAAUCGUUACGUUCUAUGAUACUGUUAGUGAGUCUGGCUAGGGUUGUAGUAUAGGAGCAAGGGGGGGAGGCAAGGGGUUGGGGACCGGUUGGUUAUUUGAUAAUGGGGGUCCUGUGAGGCUUGAUGUGAGCGGUACCAACAUAUUCACCCCCUUAACUAACACAAGUCGGCGGCUAGUGAUUAGAGGGCCUCACAUCCGCAAAAUAUUAGUUCAAAACAUUGUUAGUACAAUUAAUAUAAGGC